Leptosia nina is the source of this 474-nucleotide messenger RNA. The record is from the annotation of a GenBank genome assembly. Lineage: Eukaryota; Metazoa; Arthropoda; Insecta; Lepidoptera; Pieridae.
AUGAAGGAUCCCUUUGUCACGGAGUCUUUUAUCGAUUCGCCUUCACGAGAAAGUAAGCAUGUAGAUGGGUGCUAUAGUAAAAAUGUCUUGAAAAAUAAGUCCUUCCUGAAUUCACGACGGGCAUUGCAGUCUGGUGCUGAUAAAAUUUCCAGAACGUUUAAGAAUAUGCGGAGUACAUUUUGCGAUCUAUCUCAGCAUUUCAGGUUAAGGAGUAAAAGAAGACAUCGUCUAGCAGAAACCGGGUCCCCCUGUAGGACUCCUUGCACCCCUGUUACUAAGAAAAAACAGCUACUAGGCCGUAGCCCUACUAAGCUCUACAGUCCAUUUGGUAUUGAGACACCAAGAAACAAAGACUUCCGGAUCUCACCUUACAUGCCAAAUACACCUGAACAUGAUAUGUCACCGAAGCAGCGCAAAGGUCUCAUCCAUUGGCAUCUCUUGGGUAAAAAAAGACCAAGGGCCCUUUUUCAAUAA